This is a messenger RNA of Pangasianodon hypophthalmus (striped catfish), 3142 nucleotides long. RefSeq lists its product as uncharacterized. NCBI's taxonomy places the organism in Eukaryota, Metazoa, Chordata, Actinopteri, Siluriformes, Pangasiidae. The transcript has 13 exons. Gene Ontology annotation, molecular function: double-stranded RNA binding; single-stranded RNA binding. Bases 141 to 1250 code for a protein of 369 amino acids. The record is from RefSeq and is a predicted model, not a curated record. Gene Ontology annotation, cellular component: precatalytic spliceosome.
CCCGCCGUAGUAAGACUGCCGUUUGCCUGAUCAAAAUAAAAACGAAAAAAACAAACAAACAAAUAAAAACGUGUUGACUGUGAAGUGUUUCAUUUUGUACUGUUGUGGAAAAUUUAGUAUUGUUUAGCACAAACCCGAGAAUGGAGGCAUCAGCUCAAGUACACACUUAUCACCUGAAACAGAAGAACAUUGACAAGAAAAAGCAGCAGGUCUACAGUGGGGACAUAGUGUUCACCAAGCAUGGAUCAGUUCAGACCAUACCUUCCCUGUCCAAACGGCUGAGAACUGUCACAGACCCAGUUCUUGGCCUACAGUAUGUAUGGGAGUAUCGCAGCCCCAGCAAGUCAGUCCCUCCUCAUUACCAGUGUAGAUUAUGUAAGGUGCAGCAGCUACAGAAUGAAAUGGUGGCUCAUAUUACUGGAUGGAAGCAUUGUUUCAGAUACAUGAAACACGCUCACCCAGAAAAAGUGUCCCACAAAGAAGAGGAAGUAAAACAGGACCCAGACACCAAGAGGGCAGUCAGAGCGAUUGCUGCUGAGGUGGAGAAAGCUGAGGGCAGAGGUCAAAUCAAGGUUAUGAUUAGGGAACCUGGUGAUGUACCAGUCUUUCAGAACAUGAAGUCUGCAUAUCCCAGUACGGGAGGACCAGGUGCUACAAGUCUGCUUGGACCAAUUCCUGGAGGUUUUCACCCCGCAGGUGGACCUUUUGGUGGUGGUUUUUCACAACCCCCCUUCCCAGAAGAGUUCCCAGCUCGGGGUGGCAUGAUGACAGAUUUUCCUCCCAACAUGCAUGGUGGUCCAGGUGAUGUUCCCAUGAGUGGACUCUCCAGCUCUGGCCACUAUGGACCAGACAGGAUGAUGGGAGGUCCAGAGAGCAUGCAGCAUUUAUCCAACAGCAGAUCGAUGCACAUGGGCUCAGACAGAUUUGGGAUGGGUCCACGAAGCGAGGACAUGGGCAGAGCUUACCUUGAUGAUCUGCCAAUGAACGGCAGCGAUAGAAUGAUGAGAGCUAAAGGCCCAGAGUCCAACAACACCCUCACAACACUUCUCAGAUAUCUGGAUGCAUUCCGCAUUGAGUGUGAAGAUGAUGCUCAGAUUGUGCUGAAGAUCACGCAGAAGCUCACGGAUGUCUUGAUGGAGUACCGUCUCAGGACUAUCUCCUCGGGAUCUAGAAUGAAUUCUUCCCACCUCCCACCAAGCUCUGACAGAUUCUCCGACAAUAUGUCAGGUCCUUCAAGAUUCUAUAACUGAACAGCCCAUGUGAUGCUGUCCUACAUACUUUCAUUUUCUUCAUGUGGCAACUGUUUUAAUGUAUAGUCCCCUUCUAAAGUAUUGGUACAGCAAGGUCAAAUCUUUUAUUAUUUUUUAGUUUAUUUUUUAUUAAUUUUAUUAUUUUAUUUUUUUUGCUAUAUAUUGAAGACAUUUGGGUUUGAGAUCAAAAGAUGAAUAUGAGAUGAUAGAUCAGAAUUCCAGCUUUAAUUUCCUGAUAUUUACAGCAGGAUGUGUCAAAUAACUUCAAAUAAUGUGGCACCUUUGGUGGCAGACCACCCAGUUGUCAGGUGAGCAAGUAGUCUUAAAGUAAAUAGCACUUAAUAUUUGGUUGUAUAUCCCUUGCUUGCAAUAACUGCAUCAAGCCAGCGACCCACUGACGGGCUUGAUGCUCUUCCAGACUUGUACCACAGCUUCUUUCAGUUGUUGUUGUUUGUUUUCUCUCUUCAGUCUCCAUUUCAGGAGGUGAAAUGCAUGGUCUAUUGGGUUAAGGUCUGGUGAUUGACUUGGACCGUGUAAAACUUUCCAAUUUUUUCACCGUUGAAGUCCUUUGUUGUGUUGGCAGUGUGAUUUGGAUCAUUGUCUAGCUGCAUGAUGAAGUUCCUCUCAAUUAGAUUAGAUGCAUUUCUCUGUAAAUUGGCAGACAGAAUGUUUCUGUAGACUUCUGAAUUCAUUUUGCUGAGUUAUAUUAUCAGUAGAGAUUAGUGAGUCCAUUCCAGCAGCAGCCAUGAAGCCCAAGCCAUGACACUACCUCCACUGUAUUUGACCGAUGAGCUUGCAUGUUUAUGUCAUGAGCAGAUCCUUUCCUUCUCCACACUCAGGCCUUUCCAUCACGUUGGUAGAGGUUCAUCUUGGUUCUAGAACUUUUGUGGCCCAUCUCUGUAUUUUUUUGCAAAUUCCAAUCUGGCCUUCUGAUUCUUACUGGUGAUGAGUGGUUUGCAUCUUGUGAUAUGGCCUCUAUAUUUCUGCUCUCAAAGUCUUUUUCAAAUGGUGGAUUGGGAUACCUUCACCCCUGCCCUGUGGAGGUUGUUGAUGAUGUCAGUGACUGAUGUUUUUGGGUUUUUCGUCACAGUUCUCACAGUGUUUCUUUCAUCAACUGCUGCUAUUCAAUAGUUGGCUGGUUGUUAGUAUACCAGUGGUUUCUUUCUUUUUCAGGACAUUCCAAAUGUUGUAUUGGCUAUGCCCAAUGCUUGUGCAAUGGCUCUGAUCCCUUCUUUUUUUUAGAUUUUUAGAUUCAGCUCUUUGGUCUUCAUGUAGGUUUAUCCUUUUUAACAAGAAAUGCAGUCUUCACAGGUGAAACGCAGGGCUUAACCCAAGAGUAGACUUUCAGCUAUUACUUGUUUAAACAAUCAAGCUAACAGAGCACACCGGGGCAACAAGAAACACCUGCCAGUCACAUGUUCCAAUAUUUUUGAUCACUUCAUAAACGGAUGGGAUCAAACAAAAGGUGCCUUGUUCUAAGUUGUUUAAAAUAUCUACAUGUAAAUAUCAAGAAAAGAAAGGUGAAAUUCUGAACUAUCGUCUCAUGUUCAUCGUUUGAUCUCAAACCCAGAUGACUUCAUUGUAAAGCAAAAAUAAAUCAAUUGGCCUUGCAGUUCAAAUACUUUCAGAGGGGACUUUACUUCUCAGUACAAAUCUUUUUGUAUUUUAUCUUUUAAUUUAAUGCCAAAUCCCUUAGACUUAAAUAAGGGUCUUGUGUUUGUAGUGUCUUCUGAUUUGCAGGACAUUCCCUUAAAAUACCUUACAUCAGGUUGCUACAGGAUUAUUCUGAAUUUAGUUAUAGAUUAAUAAACCUAAUGUUUAUAGGUUUGUUUAUAAGGACUUCUGCAAAUGUUUCCUAUUGUAAUGUCAAUAAAUAUGUAAAUAAUUGAGUA